Molecule: messenger RNA, 1110 nt
Organism: Medicago truncatula (barrel medic)
Lineage: Eukaryota; Viridiplantae; Streptophyta; Magnoliopsida; Fabales; Fabaceae
Exons: 3
Coding region: 277-771 (164 amino acids)
Source: RefSeq, a predicted model, not a curated record
UAUUCUAGUAGUCUAUAUGAUCUAAGCAAAAAAAAAUUCAGCAGUUUAUUUUAGCAAGUUACUGUAAUAUAUUAUUAUUAUUACUACUGAUGCAUUUCUUAAAGUUGACUCAUAUUUCGUAAAAGUUUGAGUUCAACUCUAGCUAUUGGCAUAAAGACUUUGUCGGUGGAUAUUAUGUAGGUGGAUAAUCCUUUGGAACUAUCAAACUUCAUUUUCUCUUGAGGUUUUCAUAUCUUUGAAUUUCUAUUCUGCUUAAGUGGCUGGUUUUUGUUGAUAAUGAUGAACAAUUCUUCAGCACAACCAAUGCAUUAUGAUGACUAUGGAUUUGAUCUCCAACAGGACUUUUCCCUGUUUCUGGCUGAAGCAAAGGAACAUGGACAUGAAUCAAAACUGAAGAGUUCAUCGGUGUACCCUGAAGAAGGAUCUAAGAAAACAGGACCAGAGAAAGUGAGAAAGGGAAAGAAAUCAUGGAAAAGUUCACUGGUUUCAUGGUGGAAAAUUGACAAGAAAAGCAAGGAUAAAGAAACAACCAACAAGAAUUCUAUAGCUAAAGUUUCUGAGAAAAGACAAGGUCAUGUUUCUGGUCCAAUACUUAACUCCUACAAAGGUUAUGAUGGGAAGCAAAAGAAUCCAUUUUCUGGACCUUUAAUAACAAGUUUGUUUAAACCAACAAAGAGAUCAGAAGAGAAUGAGAUACCUUAUAUGACUCUCCAUCAACAAAAUAAUCCUCAUCCUGUUCAAAACUAUGGUCCUCUUUAUGUGGUUACUUAACUCUUCGUAUCGUUUUCUAUGUAGCAUCGACACUUCAGAUUGAAGGUGUGAGUAGUAGACACAGUCAUAAUACUAGCAUAUUUGGUUACAUUCAAUCACUUUUAUUUUCUUAAAUUGUUGCCUAUAGUAUGUGCUAUUGUUCGCGUUGCGUCCUGUUUGUGCUUCAUAAAUCACUGAGAAUGACCUAUUUAAUAUUUGCUACAAAAUUGAGUGCUGAUGUUUUGGCUUUGUUGAGAGACUUUUGCUGACCAAUGUAAUAGAACAAACCUUAGCGAGAUGAAUUUUGUAACUUUUUUAGGUUGAAUAUGAUUGUAUUUGCCAGUCAUUGGAUUUGAUUAA